GGAUCAAGAGCGAGGCGGUCGCUUGAGUUGCCAGUGUCUAUUUAUAAGAAGAAUUUUUCUGCUGAUUCUUCUUCUUGUCGGAAGGACGUGGCAGGUAUUCGGCAAUUUGUUAAGUCUUCCCCCAGAAGUUGACAGCAGUCUUCGAAGUCCUUUUCAACGCAAACCGGAGAUAGAUAUAUCUAGACAUCAUGGCAGCUCAGGUUCAUGAAUUUACCAUGGAAAUGACAUGCGAAGGUUGCUCUAAUGCUGCUAGCCGUGUGUUAGGAAAAUUAGGAGACAAAGUUUCAGACGUCAACGUAGACUUGGCCACAAAGAAAAUAACUGUAACAAGUGCAAUGACAUCAGAGGAGCUCACAGAAGUACUGAAGAAGACUGGAAAGGAAAUCAAACACAUUAGUUCCAAGAGUGUAUAAGUCAGCAACAUUUUAUUUUUUCCAUGAUACUUUUCAUAUUUGCUUUUUCCUAUUAUCAUGUAGCAGGUUUUACGUAAGCCUUGUAAGCAAAUUCCUGAUAGUGAAUUUGGAGUUUGGGUUCUGAAGGAAUUUAAAUUGGCACUUAAACAUAAAUUCAAAAGUUCAAACAUGUUUAAAGAUUUGCUUUUUUGAUAACUGUCGGAAGUUAUUUUUAGUCAGGGCUUCAUAAACAGUGAUAUAGUGUUUAGGGUUAGUCAUUAGUAUUACAGGUAUCACAUUUGACUACAGUUGAUACUUACUGCAGCUUUUUCAAUACUCUUUAGUGUAAUAUAGUAAAAUUUCUUUAUACAUUAGAUGUUGUCUCUAUUAAUUAAUAUUCUUGAAGUCAAGCACAAUAUUAACAUUCCAUAACUGUUGUUGAUUGUGAGCAUUAUAAUUUAAAAUUUUGAAGAAAAAAUUGAGACAACCAUUGUGCAGUGUUUUCUACAUCUUUAUGGAAAAAUUGUAAAGCUACAUAAUCCUACAUUUUUUAAUGGAGAGUAAAGGGAUUAUCUUGUUUGCUGCAGAGCAAUUUUCUUUAUUGUUGGUUUUUUCAAGGUUUUUGAUGGUUAGUGAAAAGUUAGUGUUAGUCUAAUGUUUAGUGACUAAUAAUUGCCACUACUGGUAAGUGCACUAAAUGUACUCAAGAAUUAGCAGCUUUUCAUAUUUUCUUGUUGUGCAUUAAUAUUUUUGUAUCCCCUUAAGUGGAUUUCGCAAAGCAUCCUGUUCUCUUGAAAAUAUAAAGGUGAAUAUUCA
Molecule: messenger RNA, 1208 nt
Organism: Macrobrachium nipponense
Lineage: Eukaryota; Metazoa; Arthropoda; Malacostraca; Decapoda; Palaemonidae
Gene: Atox1
Product: copper transport protein ATOX1-like
Exons: 3
Coding region: 189-413 (74 amino acids)
Biological process (GO): copper ion transport
Cellular component (GO): cytosol
Molecular function (GO): copper chaperone activity; metal ion binding
Source: RefSeq, a predicted model, not a curated record